UUGUUCGGCGGUCAGCCCACGGGAUAGACAUGAAGCUGCUGUGGGCGCUCUUUCUGGCGGCGCUGGUCGCUGCCGAUGACUGCGACGAUGACGAUGACUGCGGGGGCGGCUUCGACUUCGGCGGGGACUUCAGCACGGUCGGAGGAGACUUCGACGUCGGCCUCGGCAGUUUCGGAGGCGGCGCCGACUUAGGUCUUGGCAUUAGCGGUGGCAGCUUGGGCGGAGGCGGCGCAAGUUUCAUUGGAGCUGGCGGCGGCGGAGGUGGGGGCGUAAGCUUCCUCGGAGGCGGCAGUGGAGGCGGCGGAGGUAUAGGCCUCAUCGGCGCUGGCGGCGGAGGCGGAGGCGGCGUCAGCUUCCUUGGAGGAGGAGGAGGUGGCGGAGGCGUUGGAGUCCUGGCUGCAGGCGGCGGCGGUGGCGGUGUUGCCUUCGGCAGCAGCGUGGGAAUCGGAGGAGGCGGAGUCAGUCUCGCAGGCCCUGCUGUAGCACCCGCGCCUGCCAUCAUCGGGUCAUCUGUUGUUCGUGGAGGAAGCUUCGGCGGAUCAAGUAUUGGCCUCGGAACUAGCUUGAUCGGUGGUGGAACCAGCCUGAUCGGUGGUGGAAGCAGCCUGUUUGGCGGCGGAAGGCGGCUGUUUGGCGGCGGAAGGCGGCUCUUCGGAGGCAGCAGAGGAUUCUUGAGCGGAGGUAGAGGAUUCUUGAGCGGAAGCAGAGGAUUCCUUGGCGGAAGCAGAGCAUUCCUGGGCGGAAGCAGGGGACUUAUUGGCGGAGGUCAGCGUUUCUUCAGCGGCGCCUGUGCCUUCGGCUCUGGCCUUCUCAGUAUCCACGGCGGCAGCAACUGCUUCAACCCGUACCUGCUGCCGUACUCCUUCGGCCUCCUCGGAGGCGGCAGCCUUCUGGGCGGCGGCUCUGCUGGAUUCCGGCGCCCGUCUCGCGGUGGUCUUUCCUACUAUAGCGUGCCUCAGACUCGCUACAUCUACGUCUCUGUGCCAGACCAGAGCUACUUCUACAAGGGCUACCUGCGCGGCUACUCGGACGCCUACUCCAAGGGCUUCGCGCGGUACUACACCGCGGGCGUUCAGGAUGGCAUCACCAUCGCCAGAAGGCUUUCAGGAGGCAGGUUCCGCUCUUCAGGUCGCUCCUUCCGUGGCAUCGGAGGCGCCUCCCGAGGUAUCGGCAGUUCUUUCGGAACAUCCAGGGGUAGCCUGGGAACCAGCCUUGGCUACACUGGCUACGGCCAGGGCUACGGCUACGCCAGGCCUUACUACAGCCGGGUUGGCUCCGGUCUAAGCUCCGGCUCCACUGGGGGCUACUACGGAAGCUCGAACAGUGGAUACUACGGCACUGGAUACUACGGCGCUAGCUCCAACACGGUCAACAGCUAUGCCUCCAGCACGGGCCAAAGGCGGGCUGGACCUCAGAUGCCAUCGUACGCUGCUCAGACCCAGUACGGAAAGUGAUGCACCCUGUCAUGACUAGCUGAAUAUUCGCCGUUGAUUCUCGCCCCAUCAUCGAUGUGAUCAAUUCUACCCUGUAGGUAUUAUUAGGAGUUAUAUUAUGUGUGUUUCUGUUGUAUGCUUGGAAUGUGUGUCGUUGUAGAAGUGUGGCGUCCUACCCUGUCUAUGACAGAAGUUGAUGUUUCUUGUUGUCUCGUCCAGUCCUGUCUCGUAAAUAAUUUGUUGUCCUUUGUCUUAUGUCGAUGAAUGCGACCGAUACAGUGGUAGCAAUGAACUUCCCGGUAAAUGGCUUUAAGGGCUGUAUUUGAAAUACAUCAGCAAUUGAG
Amphibalanus amphitrite is the source of this 1777-nucleotide messenger RNA. RefSeq names its product glycine-rich cell wall structural protein-like. The transcript is spliced from 2 exons. NCBI's taxonomy places the organism in Eukaryota, Metazoa, Arthropoda, Thecostraca, Balanomorpha, Balanidae. The record is from RefSeq and is a predicted model, not a curated record. The coding region runs from base 30 to 1454 and encodes 474 amino acids.